CGCGGGCUGGGCCCCGCCUGCGCGGCCGGAGCUCCGCGCCGGAAGUGACCGGAGCGGGCGGCGGAGAGGGGCGCGCCCCCGGGUGCCGCAGCAUAACCCUUCCGGGCGGGGGCGGCCCUGCCGGGCGGUUCCCGCGACUGAGGCGCGGCGGGAUGGAGUGAGGCGCGGCGGUAAGGAGCGGGAUGGAGUGAGGCGCGGCGGACGGCGCGGGAGCAGCGGGGCCUCGCCCUUCUCCUCAGGCGGGCCGGGGCUAUGCGAGGGCCGCGCUGCCGCCUGCCCUAGGCCCGGGCCGCGGCGGCGGCGGCGGGCCCGGCGGGGGAGCGGCGAGUGGCUGCGGGGCCCGAUGCGGGAGUACAAGGUGGUGGUGCUGGGCAGUGGGGGGGUGGGGAAGUCCGCCCUGACGGUGCAGUUCGUCACCGGGACCUUCAUCGAGAAGUACGACCCUACCAUCGAGGACUUCUACCGCAAGGAGAUUGAGGUGGACUCGUCCCCCUCGGUGCUGGAGAUCCUCGACACGGCGGGUACCGAGCAGUUCGCCUCCAUGCGCGAUCUCUACAUCAAAAACGGGCAGGGCUUCAUCCUCGUCUACAGCCUGGUCAACCAGCAGUCCUUCCAGGACAUCAAGCCGAUGAGGGACCAGAUUGUCCGGGUGAAGAGAUACGAGAAGGUUCCUCUGAUCCUAGUGGGGAAUAAAGUGGAUCUGGAGUCGGAGAGGGAGGUCUUAUCUGCAGAAGGCAGAGCCCUGGCUCAGGAGUGGGGCUGUCCCUUCAUGGAGACAUCAGCCAAGAGCAAAACAAUGGUGGAUGAACUGUUUGCUGAGAUCGUCAGGCAAAUGAACUAUGCCUCCCUGCCUGAAAAACAAGAUCAGUGUUGUACAACUUGCAUCGUCCAGUGAGAGAAAUUAAGAAAAACCUCAAUCAUGGCCAUACAGAGCAGAUAAAACUCAGAGGAAACUUGCACAGAUGCUGCUUUGGAGAACUUUCAGCCCAGGUUGCAGAGCUGAGCCUUGGUAAACCUGUCUCUAUUACAGCACAUUGCCAUACAUCUAAGUGCAUAAGGUUGGUGGCCUCCAGGAUCCACACACCUUAAUCAGAAUGCUUAGCAUGUUUACCAUAAGUUUAAAAAUCUGUUCUUUAUCUAUCAGUCCUUUUAUAGCUUUCUAAGUUCAUAUAAUGGCUAAUAUGCAAGAGUUCAUUUUUAAUAUUUUAAUUGAUUUCUUUAAUCAAUUUCUGAACUUGUAUUUAUUAAAUACUUAAACUCAGUAUUACCUACUCAAUGCCUUUUAAAAGAAGAGAGUUUUAAUGGAGAAUAAAUUGAGCCUUAAACAAAUGGUUACUUCUGUAUAUUACCUCGCAUCAGUGCUUAUUUCUGUUUGCAAAGUUUUCUCCUCCAAUGUAGUUGGUCAUUCUUUGAGACUUUUUGUUUACGUGUGACAGUGUCAUGAAAAGAUACUGAAGGCACCUCUGUUGUAUGGAUGUAGUAUCCCUUUUCUUGGCAAAUGCAGCUGUGACAUUGUGUUUUUGUAACUGGUCUGAUCUGACUGUAGGGAUUACUUGGAACGGGAUGUGAAGUCCUCAGCUGAUACUUCUUUUCUUGCAAUCGUGGGUUUCUUAAACUCAUUCAGUCAAAAAUGACAAUUGUAGCAUUGAAAAAUGGCGGCAUGCUUUUCCUUCUACUGAGUUUCUAAACUUGCUUGUUUACAAAUAGCUUCUUUACACCUUUGAAAAGGGAUAAUGUAUCCUUCAAAAUGGGCUGUAUGUCUAGUCCAUCAGCUCAGCUUUGCCUGGCACAUUAAGAGACAUCUAGUAGACUUCUGCACAUGUAAAUCUAAUGCAAAUAAGAUCACUUUACAUUUUAUAGUUCCUAAUAUUUGUCUUUCUGAAUAAUAUUUUAAAGCAAUAUUUGUUAAAGUUUUUCUUGCACUGUCACAAAUUGCUUUUUAGUUUGUUUUUUUCCCUAAUAAACAAGUUUAAUAUUAGAGACAAGUUGGUGUAACAAGGGGAAAAGCACCAGGUUUCAGUGAUACUAACUGCAAGCGUGCUUUAAACAGCCAUUGCCUUCCUUAUUGUUUACCUGAUCAACAUUUUCUGUGAAUACUUGAAAAUUUUAACAAUAACGCAGGUAUAAAGAGCAGAAUGAAAAUGUACAAAGAACAGAUGAAAUCUUUUUGUUCAGUUUUAUUAACAUGUUGCAUACAUGAGAGCUUUUUCUAGCAGUGGUUUAAAAUGUGUCAUUUUUUUUGCAGAAACUUAAUAACUGCAGCUCACCUACUGCACCAAAGUUCUAGGUUUUUAGGAGCCCAGCUUUAGUCAUUUGAACAUGCUUCUAGAAAUGUACAUUCUUUCCCUGUAAUAGCUAAAUAACUUUGAGAAAAGCUCCAGUAAAAGCAGUGAUGGAUAUAUGAGGUUAAGCAGUUGAAAACUCACGAAUUGUAUUGUGGAUGAUGGCAUUUAAAACAAUAAAAGAUCACCGGUACAGUAUCUCAACAUUAAUGUGUUUUAUUGGUAAUAAUGCAGGCUGGCUUUACAGUGUUAGUGGAAAUAAAGGUUCUGAGUCUACAUUCAGUGUUGAAUUUGAAUCCUGAGAAGAAGAGGACACCAGGUUUUCUGCUUGGGUAUUGAAACACCUGAUUUAUUUUCCUGUGGGGUUACUUGAAUUUUUUCCCCCCCCCCUGUUUGUACAAACUUUAUAAACAGGCUGAGGCUAAUACUUAGGUUUGCACUUUAAUAUCAGAAUUAAACCAAACCUUGUAUUCAAAGUAGAUAAUUUUUUUUGUGAUGGUUGUUGAUCUUUUUUGUAGGUUGUAAGGAAGUAAUAGGAAAUAAAAGUAAUUCAUAAAGAUCUUAGUUUUCCUUUGUCUAAGGGGGAAAAAGUUGGUUAAUAUUAAUCAGUGGUUCAUUCCUAUGGGUAGUUAUCAAACCAGUGUUCAUUGUCAUUGACCUCAGCGCAAAAAAAAAAAAAAAAGAGAAAAAAAAAAAAACCCUUAAACUUGAACUAGCUUAGAGUGACAGGACUGGGAAAACGAGAGAUGGUUUCUUCAGCACACUUUGGGGGGAAAAAGGGACCAAAAGUUAUUUUAGGCUUCCUCAAUAGAUUGCAUGUGAAGUUGCUUAUUAGAGUAAGAGGCUAAUAAUAAAUGCAAUAUGUAUUGUCUUUACUAUGGCAUCUGUUUAGGAGUUGUUCAAAUCACUGCAGUAGGGCUCUACAAAUAAAAAUGUAACCUAACAUCAUGUAUCUAAUGUACUGUAUCUUUAUCAGUGAUAGGUGAAAUCUGGAAUAACAAGUGCAAAAAUGGAACAAUUACCUAUAAUGCUUUGUAAAAAGUUUUUUCCGGUAGAAUUCAUUCUUGUCAUUUUGUAAGACAACCCUACAGUCCACCUGUUUGUAACUUUUUUAAUAAAAUAGAUACCUGUAUUACCAAA
Molecule: messenger RNA, 3422 nt
Organism: Falco peregrinus (peregrine falcon)
Lineage: Eukaryota; Metazoa; Chordata; Aves; Falconiformes; Falconidae
Gene: RAP2C
Product: RAP2C, member of RAS oncogene family
Exons: 4
Coding region: 344-895 (183 amino acids)
Biological process (GO): negative regulation of cell migration; Rap protein signal transduction
Cellular component (GO): plasma membrane
Molecular function (GO): GTP binding; GDP binding; GTPase activity
Source: RefSeq, a predicted model, not a curated record